AGUAACUUUGAUGUUUAAUGUUUUUUUUUUCUUUCAUUUUCCCCCUUGGUUGUAAUAUGUAUACUAGGUUUGUUUUUUUACGAACCAUUGCUAGAAGGCUGCCACUGAUAAUACACAAUACUUUUUCCUUAACAUACGGAAAGACAAUGCAGUUCAUCCACUAAUCAUGAUUGGUUGACUGCUGUUUGUUCUGUUAUAGUACAUGCCUGCUCUAUAACCAUGACUAUACAAUUGUAUUGCCUCUGUAGAUUACCUUUAAGACAAGCAGUCUGCCCAACACCAGAACAGCAAUAAUGCAUUUCUGCAGUUCAUUUCUAAUCAGAAAUAUAGGGUCCAUGAAGGUUGCAUGUUUUUUAAAUGAAGGCUUUAAAAUUAUAGUUUCAAGAGCAAAUAACUUCAAAUUAUUAUUAUUAUUAUUAUUAUUAUUAGCAGUCGCCCUUACCCAGGGCUACUUACAGUUGUAUACCAAAAAAUACAUAUCAAGAAUUACAGCACAAUUAAGAGCAAAAUACAAUGACUUCAGUCCUAAUAAGAGCAAAUACAAAACACAGUACGAUUUGAUAUCAGGGCAGUUCAAGAGCAGAUAACAGUGUUGAUAGUUAUGUCAGGGUUACAUAAGAGUGCAAAUACAAAAUACUACAGAUUGGCUUCAGGAUUAAAUGCAGUAAAAUAGGGAGCAGAUAAGUGCAAGUUAAAGUGCAUUGAAGGCAGAGUGCUGUGUUGUCCAGAAGGGAAGAGUUGAGUUUUACAGGUGUUGAUCUAGGAAUACAGGGUGAAUGGGGGCACUAAAUAUCCUUCUAAACUAUCGAGAUAUCUGAUCAACAGAUAAUUGUAAUGAGCAAUCUGUCUUCAAGAGCAGUAGUACCCGAAAUAUUAUUCAUUUACUAGCAGCAGUGUGGAGUAGUGGUUAGGGCUCUGGACUCUUGACCAGAGGGUUGUGGGUUCAAUCCCCAGUGGGGACACUGCUGCUGUACCCUUGAGCAAGGUACUUUACCUAGAUUGCUCCAGUAAAAACCCAACUGUAAAAUGGGUAAUUGUAUGUAAAAAUAAUGUGUUAUCUUGUAACAAUUGUAAGUCGCCCUGGAUAAGGGCGUCUGCUAAGAAAUAAAUAAUAAUAAUAAUAAUAACUAGCAAUGCAGAAGGGCAUUGUGCAGCAUUUGUUCUUCAUUUCACCUUACAAAACAGGAUUCUGCAAAGGUGACUGGAAACACUGAACCACCUUGAAUGUAAUUGUUGAAAAUUAUUUUAGUUUCUUUUUCAUAUUACAUUGUUUCAUUUCCUCAUGCAUUUUCUGUUUUCUUUGCUCAAACCAUAUUUAUGUGUGCACAUGAUUUAAAUGAGAAAGCAGUGGUACCCUGGGAUUAGUAGAAGACACCAGGGGUGUUUUUGCAAAAUGGGAAGAUGAGGAAAUACAAUAAUGUUGAGUGGUUGGUGGUAAACUGAGCUUGGUUUCAACAUUAUUUCUCUGACGUCUGUUUUGAGAAUCUACUGAAAGACACACGCCAAUGUAAGGUUAUAAAAAGAUCUGUGUCUUGUUCCUCUUUAUCUAGGUUUGGUGGAAAUAGAGAGUGGCUUUGGGGUGGUUGAUAAGGAAAACAAACAAUCCAAAUAAAGAAAACUGUUAAUAAUAGUGUGAUGUACAUGUUGGUCACAUUCAUUUAGUUCCUGUUUAGAAGAACUGUACCUAUUUUCAUCAGCGAAGUUUAAAUCUUUGAUGUUUGUCUGAACUCUGCACUGGACGUACAAUGGCAAAACUUAAUGAAUGCAUUCCUUUUGGGCUCAUCUUGGUUGUUCCUUUAAUUGCCUAUGAGGCUGUCUCCCAGCCUGUGGUACACUCCCACCUGUCUGUCCCAUGGGGAGGUGCUGCUGGUCUGCACAGUGUAUAAAGGGGAUAAUGUUUCAUUUAACUGGAGUUUAGAUGGAGUGCCGCUGAAUACCAGCCUUGCUUACUUUAGUGAUGAAGAAUAUGUUGUAAUAUUGAAGAAGCAUGUCUCUGGUAAUCUUGUCUGCAUUGCUACAAACCAAGUCAGCACAAACCAGAGUGACUCUGUGAUAACCAACUGCUCAGAGCCUGUCUCUAAGCCUGUGGUACACUCCAGCUGUCUGUCCCAUGGGGAGGUGCUGCUGGUCUGCACAAUGGAUAAAGGAGAUAAUGCUUCAUUUAACUGGAGUUUAGAUGGAGUGCCACUGAAUACCAGCCUUCCUUAUUUCAGUGAUAAAGAACACAUUGUAAUAUUGAAGAAAAAUGUCACUGGAGAUCUUGUCUGCAUUGCUAAAAACCAAAUCAAUGAAGAGAAGAGUGACUCUGUGAAGUCAAACUGCUCAGGUUCUGAACCCAAGAUUAAUCCAACAUCCACGCCCAAUCUAGAGACCCAGUUCCAUUGCACCCUGGAGAAUGGGACUGUUAUCGAAUUAUCUGGGGGCAAAGAAGGAGAGGCUUUUCAGUUCUUAAUCAAUAAGAGCAUGAUAAUAAUAAACUAUACAAAUGGGAUUGCAUUUUGCAGUCUACAAACCUGCUCUUCAAAUUGCUCUGGUAAUUUAACCACAGAGCCUGGUGAUGCCAGUAAUGCAGAGGAUGCUGAUAUUCUUAAAUAUGUCCUUGGUGGAAGUGCUCUUCUUGUGAUCGUCAUGCUUUCAUUUACACUCUUGUGUAUGUGUAAGAAUAAAAAAAGGAAGGAUGACCAGGUUUAUACUCAGGUUGUUAAUAAAGGUGGAAAAAAGAAAUCCAAAUGGAAGCCUAAAGAGGACGGUGAGCUGGUUUACGCCCAGGUUGUUAUAAAAGAAGGCAAGAAGAAACCUAUUCAUGACAAAUCUGUGGUUUAUGAUGAAGUUAAGGGUAAAGACAAGAAUAAUCAACAACAGGAUGACAGCGUGGUUUAUGCUGCUAUUAACAAACGAAGAAAUAUAUAAUUGAAGGCAUUGUUUGAUAUAUAAAUAUAAAUAUAUAUAUAUAUAUAUAUAUAUAUAUAUAUAUAUAUAUAUAUAUAUAUAUAUAUAUAUAUAUAUAUAUAUAUAUAUAUGUGUGUGUGUAUCUGUAAGGAAUAAACCACGACAGGCUGUUCAGUUCUCAUGAAAUAUAUACACGCAUGGAUGGUGAUUUUUUUGUUUCUUAGUUCUUUGCAUAAUAAUUAAAACAUUGUGUUUUAAUGUUUUGAUAAGUCAGUUUUAACUUUCUUUGGCUUUAAGUUUAGGAGCUUCUAUUCAGUUCUAGUUGCUGUUUUGUUUUUACAUAUAAAUUUUGUAUCUAAAAUAUGCAAAGCAAUUGCAUUAAGUGUAUUAAUAAAGUUUUUUUUAUUUUCAUUUUUCUUUUUUUUAAGUAGAUGUGUUUCCUAAUGUGUGUUGUAUACUUUUCUGGUAUUUUCUGAAGUUGAUUGCUGUAAAAUAAUACUCCAUUGCAGUCACACAUUUGUAAUUUAAACUUGGUUAUAUUAAACAUGGUUGACUAUGACA
Molecule: messenger RNA, 3450 nt
Organism: Acipenser ruthenus (sterlet)
Lineage: Eukaryota; Metazoa; Chordata; Actinopteri; Acipenseriformes; Acipenseridae
Exons: 6
Coding region: 1807-2910 (367 amino acids)
Source: RefSeq, a predicted model, not a curated record